This is a messenger RNA of Dendrobium catenatum, 2968 nucleotides long. RefSeq names its product probable potassium transporter 11. Gene Ontology annotation, molecular function: potassium ion transmembrane transporter activity. NCBI's taxonomy places the organism in Eukaryota, Viridiplantae, Streptophyta, Magnoliopsida, Asparagales, Orchidaceae. Bases 539 to 2902 code for a protein of 787 amino acids. Gene Ontology annotation, biological process: potassium ion transmembrane transport. Gene Ontology annotation, cellular component: membrane. The transcript is spliced from 9 exons. The record is from RefSeq and is a predicted model, not a curated record.
UGCAUUAAUUAGAAGUAUAUGAGCAGUUGUUUUUGUUGCUGCUGUCUCUGUAGCUCCAAAGCCCAAACUUCAAGGAGAGAUCGCCGGUCGCUCUCCAUUUGAAUGUUCAGCGAUGAGCAUUGAUCGGGCUACCCAUUCUCGAGCGGUUGGCGAUCGGCUCUUCUCUUAUAGGGACCAAGCAGGAAGCAUUGAGCCUCUUCUGCGAUUGCUCCCUGCUUCGCUCUUAGCUUUUCUGUUCUUUGAGAUGGGAAUUCUCCUGAGAAAGGCUGAAAUCUCAACAACCGUUUCGUUUGAUUAAUCCUGAGCUCAUAAAGUUUGCAGCUUGGGGCUUUGAGGUGUUUCGGGGUUUUGGGCUGAAUUUGUAGGUUGCUGUUCCUCAUCUAUUGGAUUCGGCAUAUGCGUGUGAAGUACUUUUUUGUCCUUCUAAAAUAUCGGUUCUAUUGCGGCAUUUAGUUUAAUCAGGUGGCCUAUGUUAUGUUGGGGGUUUAGGUUUGGAGUUUGAGGGCGGUUUUGUCGAUAGUGAAAUCUGAGGUUUUGGAUGGCGUCAGUGCCGGUGGAAGAGAGUGAUGGCAGAGGAAGCAUGUGGGAUUUGGAUCAGAAACUUGAUCAACCCAUGGAUGAAGAGGCUGGCAGGAUUAGGAAUAUGCAUUGUGAGAAGAAAUUCUCCUCAUUGUUGCUUCUAAGGCUAGCAUUUCAGAGCUUAGGGGUGGUAUUUGGAGAUUUGGGCACAUCUCCUUUGUAUGUUUUCUACAAUACAUUUCCUCGGGGUGUAGGCAAUGGUGAAGAUGUUAUUGGAGCUCUUUCUCUGAUUAUUUAUUCUAUAAUACUUAUCCCACUCCUCAAAUAUGUUUUUGUGGUGUUGAGAGCAAAUGACAAUGGUCAAGGGGGUACUUUUGCUUUAUAUUCACUUCUCUGCCGACAUGCAAAAAUUAGGACUAUUCCCAACCAGCAUAGAACAGAUGAAGAGUUAACAACAUAUAGUUGCCGAACUUAUGAUGAGAAUUCAUUCGCAGCAAAACUCAAGCACUGGUUAGAGGCUCAUACAUACAAGAAAAAUGCUGUUCUUAUUCUUGUUCUUAUUGGAACAUGCAUGGCCAUUGGGGACGGUAUUCUUACUCCUGCUAUUUCAGUUCUCUCCGCAUCUGGUGGACUCAAGGUGAACCACCCUAAUAUAAGUAAUGGUGUGGUUAUACUGGUGGCUGUGGUUAUAUUAGUUGGUUUAUUUAGCUUGCAGCAUUAUGGUACAGACAGAGUUAGCUGGCUAUUUGCUCCCAUUGUUCUCCUCUGGUUCCUGUUAAUAGGAUCCAUAGGCGUGUUCAACUUAUGCAAAUAUGACAGUUCAGUUCUCAAAGCCUUUAAUCCAGUUCACAUAGUUAGAUAUUUCAAAGGUGGCCACAAAAAUUUGACUUCCCUGGGAGGGAUUAUGCUUAGCAUUACAGGAGCUGAUGUAUUAUUUUCCGACCUGUGUCAUUUCCCAGUCCUUGCUGUUCAGAUUGCUUUUACUUUUGUUGUUUUCCCAUGUCUUCUUUUGGCGUACACUGGACAAGCAGCUUACAUCAUUCAACACCAAGAUCAUGUUUUUGAUGCAUUUUAUAGGUCGAUUCCAGAUGGUAUAUACUGGCCAAUGGUUAUCAUUGCAACAGCUGCAGCUAGUAUUGCUAGCCAAGCCACCAUUUCUGCAACAUUUUCAAUUAUCAAGCAGGCAGCCGCUCUUGAUUGUUUCCCCAUGGUCAAGGUUGUCCACACAUCAAAGAAGUUUCUUGGACAGAUAUAUAUUCCAGACAUUAAUUGGAUUCUGAUGAUCCUCUGCAUUGCUGUUACUGCUGGGUUCAAAAACCAAAGCCAGAUUGGCAAUGCUUAUGGAACUGCUGUUGUAAUCGUCAUGCUGGUUACAACCUUAUUAAUGAUCCCUAUAAUGUUCUUGGUAUGGAGAAGCCAUUGGAUGCUUGUCCUCUUCUUUACCGCCCUCUCCCUUUUGGUGGAACUCACUUACUUCUCUGCAGUCCUAUUCAAGGUCAAUGAGGGUGGAUGGGUGCCACUUGUCAUUGCUGCUGCUUUUCUCUUAAUCAUGUUUGUUUGGCAUUACGGUACAGUUAAGCGCUAUGAGUUUGAGAAGCACUCCAGGGUAUCAAUUGCUUGGAUUCUUGGUCUAGGCCCAAGUCUUGGCCUCGUUCGAGUUCCCGGCAUCGGCUUCGUGUACACCGAUCUUGCAAGUGGAGUACCUCACAUCUUCUCGCACCUCAUCACUAACCUUCCCGCCAUCCAUUCCGUCGUCGUCUUCGUUUGUGUGAAGUACCUUCCAGUUUACACCGUCCCUGUAGACGAGCGCUUCAUAGUGAAACGAAUCGGCACGAAAAGCUUUCAUAUAUUCCGAUGCGUCGCAAGAUAUGGAUACAAAGAUCUGCUCAGGAAGCAUGAUGACUUUGAGAAGAUGCUGUUUGAUAGCAUUUCAGUAUUUGUUCGUCUUGAGGCAAUGAUGGAGGGCUACUCAGAUUCAGAUGAGUGCGCAUUUUCCGCGCAGCAGAAUGCGAAGUCGAUCGAUCUGCUUGAAGCCGGCUACAUGGAUACUUUAGGCUCCAUCAUGGAGGUGAAAAACACCUCAUCACAAGAUUCCAUACCUGUACAAUCAUCACACCAAGGCAGCUCUGUAACAAGGUCUUCAGCUCCUACAAGCCAAAUAACCAGCGAGGAGCUUGAUUUCUUGAACAGAUGCAAGGAAGCUGGAGUGGUUCACAUAUUGAGUAAUACAAUGGUGAGGGCCCGAAGAGAUUCAAAUCUUGUUAAGAAGAUUGCUGUUGAUUAUGUUUAUGCUUUUCUUAGGAGGAUUUGUAGAGAUAACAGUGUGAUGUUUAAUCUUCCCCAUGAGAGCUUGUUGAACGUUGGACAGAUAUUCUAUGUAUAGCUUUUGCUACAUCUUUGGUAUUUUAAUGCAGUUCAGUUAUAAAUGGCUUUUGCUUUUUAGAUAGAA